Musa acuminata AAA Group (dessert banana) is the source of this 807-nucleotide messenger RNA. RefSeq names its product photosystem I reaction center subunit VI, chloroplastic. Gene Ontology annotation, cellular component: chloroplast thylakoid membrane; photosystem I; photosystem I reaction center. The transcript is spliced from 2 exons. NCBI's taxonomy places the organism in Eukaryota, Viridiplantae, Streptophyta, Magnoliopsida, Zingiberales, Musaceae. Gene Ontology annotation, biological process: photosynthesis. The coding region runs from base 155 to 589 and encodes 144 amino acids. The record is from RefSeq and is a predicted model, not a curated record.
AAGGCGUUCCCUCAUUGGACUCUCAUCGUCCCCAGCACUCGCGCUCCACACGACCUGUUCGAUAUGUGCUGGACCUGAUAAAGAUUCUCGCCGCGACGCGAGGCAAAGAACGCAGUCCUUCGAAUUGUAGCAGCGAAGGGGCAAGAACGCAACAAUGGCCUCCCUCACCGCCGUCGCAGCCGUGCAACCGGUGGCCGUGAAAGGCCUCGCUGGGAGCUCCUUCAACGGUAAGAAGCUCGCCCUCAAGCCCUCCCGCCGAGCCGCCCCUCGUGCCAACCUCAGGUCUACCGCCGUGGUUGCAAAGUACGGUGAGAAGAGCGUGUACUUCGACCUCGAGGACCUCGGGAACACCACCGGCCAGUGGGACCUCUACGGCUCCGACGGCCCCUCGCCUUACAACCCUCUCCAGAGCAAGUUCUUCGAGACUUUCGCAGCUCCUUUCACUAAAAGGGGUUUGUUGCUCAAGUUCCUGCUGCUGGGUGGCGGCUCCACCAUAGCCUACCUGGGAGCCACCUCCUCGGGCGACGUACUGCCAAUCAAGAAGGGGCCUCAGCUGCCACCUACUCCUGGGCCGCGCGGCAAGAUAUAGGUGAUUUGUGUGAACAUCAAUCAAACAUGCUCGAUUAUUUUCUCAUCUGUAUUGUCGAUAUCUACCUGUUUGAUCAUCUUCCCAUGUAACACCUGAACCUUUGUACCCUGUCUUACACAUGUUUUACUUAUGCUGAUCUAGAUGUAAGAAGAAUGAUCUGGAAAUGGUUCCUUUCUGUUCAGUUUUAUCCUAUUUAAUCUAAGGGAAUAUACAUCAUA